Messenger RNA from Caenorhabditis auriculariae, 543 nucleotides. Lineage: Eukaryota; Metazoa; Nematoda; Chromadorea; Rhabditida; Rhabditidae. The record is from the annotation of a GenBank genome assembly.
AUGACGGCAGGAGCACGUCUAAUAACGGAGGCUCACGUGCCUGGAGCAACUAGAUUAGCACCUGGGAUACGGGCAAGGAGCCAAAUCGUGAGAACCAACCCUCAAAAAUAUCGCCGUAAUCAACUUCAGCUGAUUAUACUCAGGUGAGCAAGUCUGGAGCCAAACCGAAAAUUCUCAGAAAGAAGAAAAAAAUAUAUUGAAGUGUAGAAAGAUUUCUUUUCAAUAUUUGCAACUUUUCGACACGGACGUCUUGAUUUUGAAAUAAGAUCUGCAGCUUCCUAAAAUACUGAUUUUUUGGGCUUAAGAUAGCUGAUUUUUCAAAAUACUGACGGAAUGAACGGAAAUUUUGCAGAUUUUUAUUUCGCCCAUUUUUUCUAACCUUCCAAGAGUUCAAAAAUUUUCCCAUAUCCUCUAACUAUCAUAAAUAAGAAAUCCGACAGGCAGAAAAAAAGGACAAGGAAGUAUGAAUGGGCGUGUCCGCGCCAUGGCGCCGGUGAUGAAUGGCAGGACGGCACCGCCUGGGACGACGCCAAGAUCGGUUGA